Cuculus canorus (common cuckoo) is the source of this 4819-nucleotide messenger RNA. RefSeq names its product formin like 1 (gene FMNL1). Gene Ontology annotation, cellular component: cytosol. Gene Ontology annotation, molecular function: actin filament binding; small GTPase binding. The transcript is spliced from 28 exons. The record is from RefSeq and is a predicted model, not a curated record. Lineage: Eukaryota; Metazoa; Chordata; Aves; Cuculiformes; Cuculidae. Gene Ontology annotation, biological process: cell migration; cortical actin cytoskeleton organization; regulation of cell shape. The coding region runs from base 60 to 3440 and encodes 1126 amino acids.
GCCGGGGGGGGCGCACGGAGCGGAGCGGCUGCCGCGCAUCCCGCAUCCCCGGUCCCGGCAUGGGGAACGCGGCCGGGGGCCUGGAGGGGCCGGGGGGGCGGCGGGAGCCCCGUCCGCAGGGAGCGCCCCCCGCCGCCCCCGCCCGGCAGCCGCGGCCCCGCAGCGCCGAGCUGGAGCGGCGCUUCCAGAGCGUCCUGAACUCCAUGAACCUGCCCCCCGACAAGAUGCAGCUGCUCAACCAGUACGACAACGAGAAGAAGUGGGAGCUCGUCUGCGACCAGGAGCGUUUCCAGGUGAAAAACCCACCGUCUGCCUACAUCCAGAAGCUGAAGAGCUAUUUGGACACGGGUGGUGUAAGCAGGAAGUUCAAGAGGCGAGUGCAGGAGUCGACGCAGGUGCUCCGGGAGCUGGAGAUUUCCUUGAGGACCAACUACAUCGGGUGGGUCCAGGAGUUCCUCAACGAGGAGAACAAGGGGCUGGAUGUGCUGCUGGAGUACCUUGCCUUCGCCCAGUGCUCUGUCGCGUACGACAUGGAGAGUGCCGAGAACGGCAGCCCAGGCUCUGACAAGGGCAAGGUCCUGGAGCAGUCGCUGGAGGACCUGAGCAAAAGCAACUCCUCAUCGCCCACCCAGGGCGCCUCCAAAAUGCGACACCUCACCGUCAGCUGCUGCCUCUCGAACCAGUACAUCCACACCCUCCUCCGCCACGUCCACCCCAGCGUCCCCUGCGGCGCCCCGGGCAGCGAUGGGGACAGUAGCCCCAGGUCACCCGGUGCCUCCUGCCCGCCCCGGUUGAACCCCUCGCACAGCAGGAAGGCGCUGAGGAACUCCCGCCUCGUCAGCCAGAAGGACGACGUCCACCUCUGCAUCAUGUGUCUCCGCGCCAUCAUGAACUACCAGUCUGGCUUCAGCCUGGUGAUGAACCACCCAGCCUGCGUCAACGAGAUCACCCUGAGCCUCAACAACAAGAACGCCAGGACCAAGGCGCUGGUGCUGGAGCUGCUGGCUGCUGUCUGCCUGGUCCGAGGUGGCCACGACAUCAUCCUGGCCGCCUUCGACAACUUCAAGGAGGUCUGCGGGGAGAAGAACCGCUUCGAGAAGCUGAUGGAGUAUUUCCGAAAUGACGACACCAACAUCGACUUCAUGGUGGCCUGCAUGCAGUUCAUCAACAUCGUGGUGCACUCGGUGGAGAACAUGAACUUCCGCGUCUUCCUGCAGUACGAGUUCACCCACCUGGGGCUGGACAACUACCUGGAGAGCCUCCGCCUCACCGAGAGCGACAAGCUGCAGGUGCAGAUCCAAGCCUACCUGGACAACGUCUUUGACGUGGGAGCCAUGCUGGAGGACUCGGAGACCAAGACGGCCGUGCUGGAGCACAUGGAGGAGCUGCAGGAGCACGUCAACCAGUUGACGGAGAAGCUGCAGGAUGCGGAGAACGACUCCAUGGCCAAGAUAGCGGAGCUGGAGAAGCAGCUGAGCCAGGCGCGGCGAGAGCUGGAGGCACUGCGGGAGCAGCUGAGCCCACCGCGGCCACCCAGCCCGCCAGCCCUGCAGCCUCAGGAAUGUUACCGGCUGGCGCUGGAGCGACGGCUGGCGGAGCUGGAGGAGAAGGGAUUGGUGCAGAUCCUGCGUGGGCCUGAUGGAGAUGUCGCCAUCGAAAUUGUCCCUGUCGUCAUAGAAACUCCGGCAGCCCCCGUGGUUACUGGAGAGGCCACCACCACCGGCACUGCCACCGGCACAGAUGCUCCAUCUCCGUCUUCCCCCUCAGCGCCCGUCCCCCCUCCUCCACCCCCUCCACCUCCUCCACCUCUGCCGGGGGCUGAGCCCGUCCCCCCGCCACCCCCCGCGCCCCCACUGCCCGCGGGCACCGUCCCACCCCCGGCUCCUCCACUCCCCGGUGCCCAAGUGCCACCUCCACCACCGCUGGGGGGACCGGGGGCACCCCCACCGCCCCCUCCACCACCUCCACCGCUCGGUGGGGACCCCCCGGCUGGGCCAGGUGCUCCUCCUGCUGCCAGCGGUGCAGUGAAGGUGAAGAAGCCGAUCCAGACCAAGUUCCGCAUGCCUGUCUUCAACUGGGUGGCACUGAAGCCGAGCCAAAUCGAUGGCACCGUCUUCAACGAGCUCAACGAUGAGAAGGUGCUGCAGGAGCUGGACAUGAGUGACUUUGAAGAGCACUUCAAGACCAAGGCACAAGGUCCCAGCUUGGACAUCAGUGCCCUCAAGGUGAAGGCCACUCAGAAGGCUCCCAGCAAGGUCACCCUCAUGGAAUCCAACAGAGCCAAGAACCUGGCCAUCACCCUCCGCAAGGGUGGCCGCAGCAUCCAGGACAUCUGCACGGCCAUUGAGACAUAUGACCAGCAAGCCCUGAGUCUUGACUUUCUGGAACUGCUGCUGCGCUUCCUUCCUACUGAGUAUGAGCGGACACUCAUUGGGAAGUUUGAGCGGGAGCAGAAGCCGCUAGAGGAGCUCUCAGACGAGGACCAGUUCAUGAUCCGCUUCAGCAAGAUCCCGCGCCUGGCCGAGCGCAUGAACGUCAUGAUCUUCCUGGGCAACUUCAAUGACACGGCGCAGCUGCUGAUGCCGCAACUCAACGCCAUCAUCGCCGCCUCCAUGUCCCUCAAGGCCUCCAGCAAACUGCGCAACAUCCUCGAGAUUGUCCUGGCCUUUGGGAACUACAUGAACAGCAGCAAGCGUGGGGCAGCCUACGGCUUCCGGCUGCAGAGCCUCGACGCGCUGCUGGAGAUGAAGUCGACGGACCGCAAGCAAACGCUGCUGCACUACCUGGUGCGGGUGAUCGCGGAGAAGUACCCCGAGCUCACCGGCUUCCACACGGAGCUGCAUUUCCUCGACAAGGCGGGUGCAGUGUCCCUGGACAGCGUGUUACAGGACGUGCGGAGCCUGCAGCAGGGCAUGGAGCUGACCCGAAAGGAAUUCAUGCGGCAGGACGACAGCCCCGUGCUCAAGGAGUUCCUCAAGGUCAACUCAGAGGUGAUGGAGAAGCUGCAGGCUGACAGCAAAACCGCCAAGGAGGCGUACGAGUCGGCUGUGGAGUACUUUGGAGAGAACCCCAAGACCAGUCCCCCCACCACCUUCUUCCCCGUCUUCAUGCGCUUCAUCAGAGCCUACAAGAAAGCAGAGCAGGACAUCGAGCUGUGGAAGAAACAAGAGGCCGCGGUCAAAGAGGCAGAAUCCGGCUCCCCCAGCAACGAGGAGCAGCCUGAGCUGCCCACCCAGAAAGCCAAGCGGCAGCAGAUGGACAUGAUUGCCGAGCUGAAGAAGAAGCAGAUGGUGAAGGAGCCGCUCAUCUAUGAAGGAAAAGAUGGAGCCAUCGAGGACAUUAUUUCAGCUCUGAAAACUGUUCCUUUCACGGCUCGGACGGGCAAGCGCUCGUCCCGGCUCUUCUGCGACGUGAGCUUCAAUGAGGAGAGUCCUCUGUAGAUCUGCGGAACAACCCUUACCGGCGCGCAGACAAGGGCCGCAGCAGCGCCAAGAAACGGGCUGCGGGGCAGAGCCUACAGGCGACGCCGGACAUCUCGCUGUGACUGGUGUGGGCCCCACGGCCGCCAGGACCAGGGCAGGACCAUCCUCCCACCACAGAUGGGACCACAGGACAUCAGCCCGCUGGCUCAGGACAACCCAGGGUGGAGGGCAGUGCCUGCUCCCAGCUGCUCCAGCCGCUUAGCGUGCCGGCUCCCACCCUGCAUGCCCGUGGGUCCGGCACAGGGAUGCCCCAGCGCUUGCUUAGCGAUGCCUCCGAGCUCCUCUCCUCCAGGCUGGCAGGGCUGGGGGAUCCCCCUGGGGACGGGCAGGGAGGGGCGAGCACAGAAUGGGCUCCAACUUGUCCUGGAAGGAGAAGAGGAGCCACCCCAGCCCCACCGCGGAACUGCUCCCCUGCACAGCCAUCCCAGGGCCAGCCCUGGCGCUACCAUGCCGUGCUCUUCAGCUUGCUGGUGCCUUCGAUUUCCCACCAGCCCUUGGAGAGCCGUGUUCUCAUCCACUGCAGAGCAAGCGGGCACGGGCUGUGCCUCUUUUGUGCUGCAAAAAUCCCACCCUGGGCACUCCCCGGACCCCAGGAGAUGGCAGGGGUGCUAUUUUACAGCGAUUUUAUAUGUCUUCCUUAAAAGCUCUGUGCGCUAUGGUAGCAGGGACUGGAACACCCAGACACAGGGUCUUAUCAGGAUCCUAAAGCUCCUCUGAGCCUGUUCCUCACUGCAGGGGAGGCUCUGCAGCUGCGACCACCAGCAGCCGAGUCAAGGAUUUGCCAUCCUAACUCUGGUAUCCAACUGCCCUCCUGCAUCCCAGCAUCCGCGGCCGGGGCUGGAGCCUCUCUGAACCAGCAGUGACCGUCGGCGCUGGGGGAGCACGAGGCUGCUCCGCGUUGGCCGGCAGCCGCAGGAUGCGGGAUGCAGCGGGUGCUAAGCAUCCUCUGCCUCUGCAGCACCCUGAGCGCUGCAGCAGCCUCCGCGUAAAGCACUGGAUGUCGUUCCUCCCCUGCUGCUGCUGAGUAAAUCUCACCCGGGCACUGUCACCAUUAACCUGUUUAAAGCAUCUCCUUCGUUUUGGCCCAGGGCGCGUCCUCGCUGCACGCCCGAGCGGCCGCUGCUUCUGCUGUAAUUACAGCGCUAAGCGCCAGCUUGGCUCCGUAUCGCACACACGCUCGACGGGGAGGGACGGGAAAUGAAUGUGUAACUUAUAAAUGCCUUUAAGCCAGAAAUGUAAAACAUUAACUGCUAAUUUGUAUACAUUAUUUUUAUAUACAGAAGGCCUGUUUAAUCUAAAGCAGAACUGGUAAUAAAACUACUCUUAAGGAUAACGAA